AUGAACGUGGAGGAAACCGCAACCAUACUCCCGGGUAAUGAGGUCAUACAAGAGUCGAUAGAAGAGAUAUGGUACCUCAAGGAGAUCUCGUUCCGACCGACGCCGACUGCCGAGCCCCGCAAGUACAAGAUCAUCACACAGAACUUUAACGGUCCAUGCUCCUUUAUUGCCAUUUGCAACAUCUUGAUCCUCCGCGACAAGAUCCACAUAGAGCCACCCCACCGCGAAGCCAUCACCUACGACUACCUCUCCCAGCUGCUCGCCGAGUACCUCCUCCUCUCCUGUCCCGACGUCGACAUCUCCGCCGCGCUCUCCAUCCUACCCGCCACCCGCAAGGGCCUGGACCUCAACCCGCUCUUCACCGGCUGCGAGGCCUUCCGGCCGGCGACGACCGGCGGCGAGCUCGAGCUGUUCACCCAGGCGGGCAUCCAGCUCGUCCACGGCUGGCUCGUCGACCCGUCCAGCCCGGAGCACCGCGUGCUGGUGCGCACGGAGGACUACGACUCGUCCGUGAACCUGCUCGUGGAGGCGGACCACCUCACCAAGGGCCACUUCAUGGUCGCGGACGCCAGCCCCUCGGCCGCGUCCGCCUCCCAGCCGGCCUUCGGCGCACACCUUGCGCACGCCACCUACAACCUCUCCCCCGAGGAGCAGCAGAAGGUCGAAGACGCGCUCCUCGUCCGGCACUUCCUCGACAACGCGCGCUCGCAGCUGACGUACCACGGCCUCUUCACGCUCGCGACCGCGCUCGAGCCGCACGCGCUCGUCGCGCUCUUCCGCAGCUCGCACCUCGCCGUGCUCUACAAGGCGCCGGCGGGGGACGCGCACGGCGGCGGGCUCUACACGCUCGUGACGGACCAGGUGUUCCUGCACGAGCCCUCGGUCGUCUGGGAGCGCCUCGAGGACGUCGACGGCGGCUGGUCGACGUUCGUCGACUCGGACUUUGUCCGCGCCGCGCCCGCCGGGGGCGACUACGCCGGGCACACGGCGGAGAGCGCGCUCGCGGCGCUCGAGGACGGCGUCGGGGCGCUGACGCUGGCCGGGCAGGCGGACGAGCAUUUGGCUCAGCAGCUGCAGGCGGAGGAGUACGAGCGGUCGAACCGCAUCGCGGCGGCGCGCGAGCAGGCGCGCGCGAACAGAGAGCGCGAGGCGGAGGAGGCGGAACGGCGCGAGCGCGAGCGGCGGGAGCGGAAGAAGAAGAAGGACUGCAUUGUCAUGUGA
Messenger RNA from Epithele typhae, 1221 nucleotides. RefSeq lists its product as uncharacterized. Gene Ontology annotation, cellular component: cell periphery; cytosol. Bases 1 to 1221 code for a protein of 406 amino acids. Gene Ontology annotation, molecular function: cysteine-type carboxypeptidase activity; K48-linked deubiquitinase activity; cysteine-type deubiquitinase activity. Gene Ontology annotation, biological process: protein K48-linked deubiquitination. The transcript has 7 exons. The record is from RefSeq and is a predicted model, not a curated record. Lineage: Eukaryota; Fungi; Basidiomycota; Agaricomycetes; Polyporales; Epitheliaceae.